Oncorhynchus nerka (sockeye salmon) is the source of this 3954-nucleotide messenger RNA. Its product is annotated as progestin and adipoQ receptor family member 3-like. Gene Ontology annotation, molecular function: signaling receptor activity. Gene Ontology annotation, cellular component: membrane. Bases 240 to 1187 code for a protein of 315 amino acids. The record is from RefSeq and is a predicted model, not a curated record. The transcript has 7 exons. Lineage: Eukaryota; Metazoa; Chordata; Actinopteri; Salmoniformes; Salmonidae.
UCGGGCAAGACUUGCGCAGCCAUGUCCAUUGUGUAAUUUUAGAACUCUGUUUUUUGUUUUGUGCUUAUGUAUUUUCUAGCAUGAGCUGCUGGGCUAGCCAGCUGCUUAAAAUAUUGUAUUAAUAGCUUGCUAAAUCACAAAGUAAGGUGUAUUGUAGCUAGAUGACACUACGUAGCCAUCGAUAGCAUGCAACAAAAGCCUUAAACCUGUGCCAGAACCGUGAAAUCUGAUGUUCCAAAAUGCCUCAUAAACUCCUCAAGUUACUCCUGGGAAGUUACCAGUGGCUGGCCAGUUACUGGCCCGUCCUUAUGCCGAGGGGAAUCCGCUUGUACACAUUUGAACAGAUCCCGUUAUUCAUGAAAGAAAACCCAUACAUUACAGAUGGAUACAGAGCCCGUUUACAAUCCAAACUUUGUUUAAAAAGCAUCUUUGUGCUGUCCAAUGAAACAGUCAACAUAUGGACUCAUCUGUUGGGCUUCCUCCUGUUCUUCCUACUGGGGGUGAAUGACAUGUCUACAGUCCUGCCGGCUUCAGGUGCCAACAGAGAAGACUAUGUCAUCUACUGCAUAGCACUCUUCUGCUUUCAGGUGUGUAUGCUGUGUUCUGCAGGGUAUCACAUGUUCUCCUGCCACCUCUCAGAGAAGACGUGUCACCGCUGGUUGGCGCUGGACUAUGCUGGAAUCUCUGUGGGAAUCCUGGGCUGUUACAUUCCAGGGGUCUUCUAUGCCUUCUACUGCAUCACUUUCUGGAGACAGGUGUACCUGGUGACUGCUCUAGCGUUGAUAUUGGCCGUGUUCUUAGCUCAGAUCCACCCUCACUACCACUCUAAGGAGUGGCGACACCAGCGUACUGCCAUCUUCUGCUCCGUGGCUGGCUACGGGAUCAUCCCCGCCGGCCACUGGGUCUGGCUCAAUGAAGGCCUCGGCUCAGCUGUCGUCCAGUUGUUCCUCCCUCGUGUGAUUGUGAUGUAUUUGAUAGCUGGAGCUGCGUUCCUCUUUUACAUCUCUAAAAUCCCAGAACGCUGCUUCCCAGGUCAACUGAACUAUCUGGGUGCCAGCCACCAGGUGUGGCAUGUCCUUGUGGUGUUUUUGCUCUACUGGUGGCACCAGACUGCAGUAUAUAUAAUGAAAUUCAGGCAUAGCCAGCCAUGCCCUCCUUUCUACACCCAGCCUGGUCUCAUAGACUAGACGUAACAUAGUAAAAGUAAAUCCGGAACACUCAAAUUAGUAUGAUAUGUUACGUUUGGUAUGGGUGGUUGGUCGAGGUGGAUGGGUGGGUGAAUGCCUAGCUAUCCAAAAGGUUGUGUGUUCAAAUCUCAUCACGGACAACUUUAGCAAAUUUUCAACUACUUGAACUUUUUAGCUACUUUGAAACUACUUAACAUGUUAGCUAACCCUUCCCCUAACUCUUUUAGCCAGCCCUUCCUCUAACUUUAACCCUUUAACCUAACUCCGAACCUUAACCCGUAGCCCUAAACUAGCUAACAUUAGCCAGCUAGCUAACGUUGGGGACAACUAAUUGGUAUUCGUAACAUAUCAUACGUAUUACAAAUUCAUCCUAACCCUAACAUAUUGUACAUUUACAGAUUCAUAACAAAUUGUACAUUUAGCAAAUUCUUAACAUAUCAUCCAAAUUGUAAUUCAUAAUUUAUCAUAUGAAAUGGAUGAUGACAUCCACAAAUUAAUACAUACAAUAUGAAACGUAACAUAUCAUACUAAAUGAAGUGUCUCAGAAUUACAUACAGAAUAAUACAAAAUGCUGAGAGACCAGAUUGCUACACAAGCAGUGACUAGAGCCUCAAGCUGGCCCAGCCACCGACUGAGCAACAACCUGUACUGUAGCCACUCGAUGCAAUUAAACCAGACUACAGACCUCUAUCAUACAGAUGCCCAGUCAAGCAGACAAGAGAGUAGCCUCCCUACCAGAACAACUAUAACCAUACCGUUAGACCUAGCAGAUGUCUGUAGAAAGAGCGAACAAGUAAAAGAGUGUAACCAUCUCUCUGGUUUUAAGGAUUGCGAUUGGUGGUAUGCAAUCGUAUCUGCUUUCUGCUGAGACUUCUGUAAGGCCAGGUUAUAAGAAGGAAAGACAUGUCAGCCAUAGCCUGGUCGCAGGUCUGGGAAGCAAGAUGGCACAAACAGACCUGGGACCAGUCUUGGUGAAGUCACUAGGACACACAGUACAGCUUCAACUGAACAUAUUCUGUUAUUCUCUGAUUAUCUUUUCGUAUUCAAGAUUGUUUUUUUUAACCUGAUUUGUAUCUAUUAAUUUGCAUGUAAGCUACUGUUUGAAUGUUACAUGCUGUGAAAUGGUACUUCUUGAAAUGCUUUCUUGAGCACAUGGGACUUUACAAGGGUUAUGUGCAAUCUAGAAUAUAUAUCCUUUGGAAACCGAACAUAGAGCCUAUUUUCAGUUGUUUUUGCCUGCAUAGUUAUCUUACUGUAUUUCAUUAAUGGUGGGGCUGAGUAGUUAUCUUACUGUUUUUCAUUAAUGGUGGGGCUGAGUAGUUAUCUUGCUGUAUUUCAUUAAUGCUGGGGCUGAGUAGUUAUCUUACUGUAUUUCAUUAAUGGUGGGGCUGAGUAGUUAUCUUACUGUAUUUCAUUAAUGGUGGGGCUGAGUAGUUAUCUUACUGUAUUUCAUUAAUGGUGGGGCUGAGUAGUUAUCUUACUGUAUUUCAUUAAUGGUGGGGCUGAGUAGUUAUCUUACUGUAUUUCAUUAAUGGUGGGGCUGAGUAGUUAUCUUACUGUAUUUCAUUAACGGUGGGGUUGAGUAGUUAUCUUACUGUAUUUCAUUAAUGGUGGGGCUAAGUAAUCUUACUGUAUUUCAUUAAUGGUGGGGCUGAGUAGUUAUCUUACUGUAUUUCAUUAAUGGUGGGUUACUGAACCCCUUCCUCUCACAAUCCACUUGAAUCUAAGGGCUGAUUCAGGAUUUGUUUAGAGAGUUGGUUACAUUUAAACAUAAACCCAAUUAAAUAGAUUGGGAGUAAAUGACCCUUGCUUUAAUUAGUUUGUGAAUAGACUAUUUAUGGAUCCGUCCCUCUAUUCACUUACUAUAUAACCUAACGUAGCGACGUAAAAGAAACACCUGAGUAGAAUACCCCACAUUCUGGUCCUGAUGAUAUUUAUUUUUUUAAAUAACUUGUGGGAGGUUCUCUUCUGCACUAUUCAACCAAUCCAGUAAAUGUGAAGGAGGAGUUAAGAUGGAGCGUCGCCUUUUUAAGCGUCCAAAAGCUGAAGUCGCGUCACAGGCUCUUCCAUUUCCACUGAAAACCGGUUGCACCCAGUGUUUGCAACCCCGCUGAUGGUGCUUACUAUAUAGUACAUGGGUGUGUGAACAACUGCAUAAGAACAAAUACUUUAGAGGCCAGUAUUAUCUAUUGUAUGACUAAUACUGUACGGUAUUACAAUCACAUUACUGACAGGUCUAUCUAUGCACAAUAUGGUGUCCUGUAGAUCACAGGUGGCUGGUGGCACCUUAAUUGGGGGGGCGAGCUUAUAGUAAUUGGCUGGAAUUGAUUUGAUGGAAUGACAUAGAAGUGUUUUAAUACCAUUGUUAUGAGCCGUCCUCCCCUCACCAGCCUCCUGUAUUGUAGAUCUCCUACUGUGUAGCUAAUACCCAUAGAGGUCAUUCGACCGUGUCAGAUAAUGAUGCUCAGAACAUAUCACAGCCGUUAAAGGCCCACUGUGACAUUCACAGCCUAUAUUGACUGUUCGUUAGCCUUGUUUGUAAAUGAGCUUUUGUUUCAAGUAUGCCUUGAAUUAUUUCACUGUAUUUUACCUGGUUGCUAUAAUGUCGGUCUUUGGUUGUCCAACAUUUGUUUUUCCAUUCAUUUGGGCAUUAUUGAUGGACUUACUUUUGAAUGCUGGAAUGCACUGACUAAAGGGACACAUUAUUUUAAUCUGUAAUAUGACAUGUCUCGAGUAUUAUAAAUGAAUAAAGAAUGCCUAAAAGGAU